Messenger RNA from Sphaerulina musiva SO2202, 1220 nucleotides. RefSeq names its product PR-1-like protein. Gene Ontology annotation, cellular component: extracellular region. The record is from RefSeq and is a predicted model, not a curated record. Lineage: Eukaryota; Fungi; Ascomycota; Dothideomycetes; Mycosphaerellales; Mycosphaerellaceae. The transcript has a single exon. Bases 127 to 987 code for a protein of 286 amino acids.
UUCAAUGCGAAAGACGGCGACAGCUUGCUUCGAUGCAUUAUCAUUCUUGAAACUCGAGCUGGACAAGUCAGACCGGAAAACGAGACGAGAUCGGGCUACAGAAACAAGUUCUAAUCCUGGCAAACCAUGUCAUCAUCGCGAGUUAUGCAAGGAACGACAUCACAUGUAUAUCGCGCGCUUGCGCUCGCCAUUCUUCUUUUCAACGGCGAUACUGAAGCACAGAGUACCAUUACAAGCACCUCGACAACGACCGCGGCUGCGACCACUGUGACCAUUACCCUCCUUCACGCCACAUCAAGUCUUGCCCAGAGCAGUGACAAUACCUUCUCCACCAACACAUAUGCGCUGGCCGCAGUAUUAGACUCAACAACAAGCUCAAUCUCCAGUAUUGUUACAGCAACAUCCACCAUCGCUCACACCACAACAACAAUCAGCAUGUCAUCCAAUUCGCUUUCAUCAGAGGUCUUGAAUAGUACCAACUACUACCGCUCUCACUACCAAGCCAAUCCCGUGCGAUGGAACGAUACACUUGCCGACUAUGCCAAAGACUAUGCAGAAGGCUGCAUAUGGAAACACUCCGGAGGACCGUACGGAGAGAAUCUCGCCGCCAACUUCGAAAACUCCACCCUCGCGAUCGAUGCAUGGGCACACGAAGAAAAGAAAUAUGAUUACUCGAAAAGGAAAUUCAGCACAUCGACCGGGCAUUUCACACAACUUGUCUGGAAAAAUACCACAGAUGUCGGCUGUGCAGUCAUUGAUUGCAACAACAAUGCCAAUGGAGGUGUGCAUGGCGCAUAUCUCGUUUGCGAGUACAGUCCAGCUGGGAAUGUCCAAGGACAGUUCAAAUGGAACGUAGGCAAGCCUGGAAUCAGUAAAGAUGGGACACUGGGUUUUGGGAGCGCAGCGGCGAGGAAUAGCGGGACUUGUCAUGGUAGUUUGGUGCUGGCACUGAUCACCACAUGGCUUUUGUUGGCAAUCAGUGUAUGAGGGAAAGUUGUGUCGGUGGGCUGUGUGCGUUUUAUUUCUUACGCGAGACAGAGAGAGAGAGAGAUACCCAUAUGCCAGCGAAUUUUACUGUGAUGCCCAUUCUAAGUCCGGGCAGGACUACGUGCGAAAGUGGACCUACUAUAUCCUCUCCAACCAGAGUGAAGUGAGUAAGGUAUGUAAUGUACCUACAUGUAUGUACGAGUGAUGCCUCAGGUACUAAAUAAUGGCAUUAU